Populus trichocarpa (black cottonwood) is the source of this 1269-nucleotide messenger RNA. RefSeq lists its product as uncharacterized. NCBI's taxonomy places the organism in Eukaryota, Viridiplantae, Streptophyta, Magnoliopsida, Malpighiales, Salicaceae. The transcript is spliced from 8 exons. The record is from RefSeq and is a predicted model, not a curated record. Bases 272 to 1018 code for a protein of 248 amino acids.
UAUUCAUCCCUUGUUGGGAAAUGGGUGCGUCUCCACUAUCCACUCCUUGGAUGUCGUCGUUGUCGUCUUUUCACUUGGCUUUGAAGAAAACUUCAAGUUGAAAGAGCCUUUAAAAGUCUCCACAAGAAAGAAACUUCCUUAACAAAAAGAAACACCUUCUUGCAUUAAAAAAGAAGAGCUUUCUAUAAGUGAAGAGAUUGUUUUGAUUGAAUUUCUUUGUAGAAAACAAAAAACUAUAGUUUCUUGUCUUUGUGAGAGAUCUUAGGACACCAUGGCAUCUCAGGAACACUUGGACAAGAUGCAGUUACGACAGAAUUAUAGAAAUCUCUGGCACACUGAUUUAAUGGGCACCAUUCAAGCUGAUGCCCCAUAUUGCUGCUUGGCUUGUUGGUGUGGGCCAUGUGUAUCGUACCUGCUCCGCAAACGAGCACUUUACAAUGACAUGUCAAGGUAUGUUUGUUGUGCUGGUUACAUGCCAUGUAGUGGCAGGUGUGGUGAAAGUCGUUGCCCUGAACUUUGUCUCGCCACGGAGGUAUUCCUUUGCUUUGGAAAUUCAGUGGCCUCUACUCGUUUUAUGUUGCAAGAUGAAUUCAACAUUCAGACAACACGGUGUGAUAAUUGCAUUAUUGGUUUUAUGUUCUGCCUCCAACAAAUUGCAUGCAUAUUUUCUAUAGUUGCGAUGAUUGUUGGAAGUGGAGAAAUUCAAGAGGCUUCUCAGUUGCUAUCUUGUUUGGCUGAACUGGUGUACUGCACGGUUUGUGCUUGUAUGCAGACACAACACAAGGUUGAAAUGGACAAAAGAGACGGCAUGUUUGGGCCACAACCAGUGAUGGCAGUGCCCCCUAUUCAGCAGAUGUCACGCAUUGAUCAGGCAAUUCCUCCCUCAGUUGGAUAUCCACCUCAGGGAUAUGGACAGCCCUAUGGUUAUCCACCCCAGGCCCAAGGCUACCCUGCAGCAGGCUAUCCUCCACCUGCUUAUCCUCCAUCAAACUAUCCACCAUCUGGCUAUCCAAAGUGAUCUUUUCACUGUGAUAAAUGUUGGCUUGCAAUCUCAGACAACCAUUUCAAUGUGGCUAGUAUUGGUUUGGAGGUGAUAAAACGUUCGAACUUCAGAGUUGAGUGUGAAAUGGGGAAAUAAAUGAGCUGGUUCUUAUCUUUACUUUGCAUGAGUAUAUGAAUUGGUAAAUUGUGCGUGCGUUGACUGUGCAUUAAGACAUAGAAAUGAGUUGAGUGUGAAAUGGGAAAUAAAUGAGCUGGUUCUUAUCUUUA